Messenger RNA from Cavenderia fasciculata, 2556 nucleotides. RefSeq lists its product as uncharacterized. The coding region runs from base 1 to 2556 and encodes 851 amino acids. The record is from RefSeq and is a predicted model, not a curated record. NCBI's taxonomy places the organism in Eukaryota, Evosea, Eumycetozoa, Acytosteliales, Cavenderiaceae. The transcript has 6 exons.
AUGAAAAGUACAAAUAUACCACCAUUGUUCUAUUACGAAGAAAAGAAGAAAUAUAACUCAACAACAAUGGUAUUUGGAUCAAAAAAGAAAAAAGAAGGAGAGGGAGGAUCAUCCCCCAACUUGGCACCAGUCUCCUCUCAAGCAAUCAACCCAGUAGCACGUACCGGUAUAAAGAUUGGUUCCGUUGCAAAUAGUGCCAGUGCUGAACAAUUGGAUCAAAUUGCUGCAAACAAACAAAAGAUUCCCUCAUUAUUUAGAUUAUUAGCAGAACAAAAGUUAUCAGAAAAGGAGAUUUGGGAAGGUCAACCAUCACUCUUUGCAAUCUUGUAUCAAUUUAAAGAACAAUUAAGUAAAACUGAAUCACCACCAAAUAUCGUAACAUUCCAUUUACCACAAUUACCAGAAUUUGGAGAUGUAAAGAAGAAAUCAUACAAAUUGAACAAAAAGUUCACCAUCGCACAAACCAUCUCACUCAUAUGCAAGAAACAACAAAUCCCAGAUCCAAAGAGAUUUUGGGUUGGAUCAUUACAAGGUUUCAUCAUGAAUGAUAAUGAACAUCUCUAUACCUAUGGUCUUGGUAGUUUAUUUGAAUCUUGGGAAUUAAGAUUAAUUCUAAAAGAAGAUAUCUUGUCAAAAUCACCUUUGAAAUAUGAACCAAUUGAAUCAAUUGGAACAGAAUUUAUUGUUGUAUUUGAAUUACCACCACUUGAAGAAUUCAAUGGAUUAAAGAAACAUGUUGUCAAAGUUGAUGCCAAUCAUACUAUUAAACAAGGAAUUCAAAAUAUUAUGAAAAAAUAUAGAGUUGAAGGACAUGAUAGAUUUUCAGUGAUGACAAUUGAUGAAAAUCCAUUGGUAGAAUUUGUAUUGUUUAGUGGAGCCUGUUUUAAGCAUUAUGGACUUGGAUACAAGUUUAAAAAGUGGGAUCUCAAGAUUGUAUUUACCGAUUUGAUUGCACCCUAUGUCCAUCGUCACACUGUCAUUCCCAUGCAUGGAUGGGCUCAAGUCAGUCCGGGCCAACUCGACCCAUUCACAGCCCGCGCCAUCAUCAACGACCUCGAGGAGAAAUGCUCCGAGUUCCAAGCACAAAUCAGACGUCUGAACAAGGAUGUUGGAGAGGGCAACGACUUGUCACAACAACAACAAGCAGAGAUUGAGAGAUUGCGUGAAGAGAUUAGAAAGUUGCAACGCACACUUGAAGAGGAACGCGAAAACACACAAGAACAAAACACCAUCUACGAGUCCAAGUUGUUGGCCAGUAACGCCGAGAUUGAGACUCUCAACUCGCAGUUGCGUGGUAUCAAGGCACGUCUCGACGAGACGACUCAGCAACUCCAACAAGCCCGUAUUUCCAACGACGAUCUCUCGUCGACACUCCAUUUGUGCCAGGCUGAAAAGGAAGACCUCCACCAACAACACAGCGAAGCACUCGCCGAGAUUGCCACCCUCCAAUCCAAGUUACUCCAGUUGCGUCAAGCCAGCGAGAGCACCGAGAUCCAGUUGUCGUCGAUGAUCGCCACGCUGGAAAAGGAAAAGGUCGCCAUCAAGGACGAGGCCCGUCUCAUGAUCGAGCGCAUCACCACCGAAAAGGUGUCGCAAGAAGAAGUCGUCACCCAACUCCAAGCCAGCCAAGCACUCUUGGUCACCCAACUCCAAGACGACAUUUCAUCAAUGAACCGCGAACGCGAGAUGAUGGCAUUGUCUGUGCAAAAGGCCACCUUUGAGAAGCAAGAUGCCGUCGCCCAAGCUGAAAAGGCUGUCCUCAAGAUGGAGGAGCUUCAAAAGAGUGCUAAAAAGGUCGAGCGUCAAUUUGGUGAUUUGGAACGUGAACGUGACGUGCUCCGCCAACAGGUGCAAAUCAAGUUGGACGAGAUUGCCGACCUCCAAAAAGACCUCGAGUGGUCGCGUGAGACCAUGGCCGACAUGGAACGUCGUCUUGUCAACGCCACCGGCGAAGCCAAGAUGUACAAAGACAUCAAGGACAAGGAAGCCGAACGUUUCAAAAAGUCGACACAAGAAGAAAAGGCUACCAAGCAAGACUUGGACCAAGAGAAGCAAAAGUCAUUGGCAUCAACCGCUCGUUACCAAAAGCAAAUGUCCGAUACAGAGAGUCAACGCAAGACUGCCGAAGCAGCCUACAACAACGCAGUCACACAAUUCAAGAAACGUGAAGAACUCCUCACCACCCAACUAGAAGAUUACAAACGUCAAUACGAAGAGUUGCGUCAACAAAUCACCAGUGGACAUGCUCCAACCUCUGCACCAGAACUUACUCCCUAUGCCGGUCAAAAGAGUGGUAGCUUUAUCUCUGCUCGUCCAAGAAAGCCUGCCAACGCUGCUGCAGCCGAAGAUAUACCCAAUUCACCAGUAUCCAUCUCUUCACCCGACACUAAUAACAACGGCAGCAGUGGUGACUCUACUACUCUAGAAUCAAAACCAGCAGAUACUAGAGAUGUUACUGUAGUUGCUGAUGGUUUAUAUCAAUCUCUUCAAUCUCGAUUUAGAAACAUGUCAAGACAAGAAGUUGAAGAAUUAGAAGAAAGUGAUAAUGAUGAAUAA